This is a messenger RNA of Brienomyrus brachyistius, 2120 nucleotides long. RefSeq names its product zinc transporter ZIP3-like. Gene Ontology annotation, biological process: zinc ion transmembrane transport. Bases 882 to 1826 code for a protein of 314 amino acids. NCBI's taxonomy places the organism in Eukaryota, Metazoa, Chordata, Actinopteri, Osteoglossiformes, Mormyridae. The record is from RefSeq and is a predicted model, not a curated record. Gene Ontology annotation, cellular component: plasma membrane. The transcript is spliced from 3 exons. Gene Ontology annotation, molecular function: zinc ion transmembrane transporter activity.
UUUUCCCACUUUCUUGCAGUUGGUUAUAUUGACAAUUCUAACUCAGUCAGGUGUUUGCACUCUGAAUGUGAGCAUGAUGUCAGUCAGUCUCCUCUAGAAGCCUAUUAAAAUCACUCCCCAUAUUUACCAUAACUAGUUAAGCUAUGCAAGGGUGGGCAAACGUAAUUAGCGAUAAAUACAUUUCCCAUUAAAUUCAUUUGGUUAAUUAUUAAACUAUUACAACUAAUUUUUUUAUUUCUUUAAUUAGGCUAUAAUAAAACAUUCUCAUCAUGUGAAGGGCCUUUCAAAUACCCUUAAGAAAUUUUCACACUCGCAAGGUUUGAGCUCUGUAUAUAGAGCUGGCAUGCUCUCCCCCUGGUAAUGACACCCCAUGCAAUCCAGGGGGUACCCCAGCAUUCUGGCCUACUCUGCCUACGAUAGGCUCCACCUUGACCACCACAAGCGGCUUGCAAAGGGUUGGGAGGAAAAAAAACACGGAAAACGCUAACCUGAAGCCAGAGUCAUUCAAAGGGGAAGGCUAAAAAAAGUAUGCGCGUCGGACUUUGGCGUAAUUUAUAAAAUGAAAGAAAUGUGAUUGAUUGCUUUUUUCUCCAAUCAUCGCUCAAACAUUAUUCCACGUGGCCAAUACUAUCAAAACGGGGGCUGGAUUUACAAGAGGUGCCCCGGCAGAAGACGAAGUGAAGCCGAAGAAGGAUGUGAAGGUGAAAGCAUUUUGUUUACGUCUUUAUAUCCCCGUGUCAGCUGGACACAGAGCAAAGAUGGUUUUUGAAGUCUUGCAAGGGAGUUUCUUCCCUCUUUUCCCUUGGUGACCCAGCAGAGUGGAAGGCAGCGGUACUCCGUUGUCCCCAGGCGCCUCUGUAAAUCCUCCAUCUCUGGCAGCAAUGGAGAUCAUUGUGGCCAAAGUGCUCUGUCUCCUGGGAGUGUUCGCUCUCAUGCUGGCUGGAAUCCUCAUCCCAGUGAGGGUCCUGCAAAUCGACUAUGAAAAAGCCCAGCGAUACAGGAAGAUUUUAGCUCUCUGCAAUUCCUUUGGUGGCGGCGUCUUCCUUGCAACCUGUUUCAAUGCCCUCCUGCCUGCAGUGAGGGAGAAGGUGCUCCUUGUCCUGAAUGUGGUGCAGGUUCAGACAGAUUACCCCCUCGCAGAGACCAUGAUGAUGCUUGGCUUUUUCUUAACCGUGUUUGUAGAGCAAACAGUGCUGACUUUCCGCAGAGAGAGGCCAUCAUUCAUUGACUUGGAGACAUUCAACGCAGGGGGUUCAGAGGCUGGUAGUGACUCUGAGUACGACGCACCAUUUAUCGCACCCCCCAGGGCCUCUGUUCGCGGUCCCCACCAGGACGGCCACCACCACGGACGCCUCAGCCCUUCAGAUAUAGCGCGGGCAGGUCCGCUGAGACUCGCCAGCUUGGUCCUGGCCCUGUCUGCCCAUUCGGUCUUUGAGGGUCUGGCCCUGGGGCUGCAGGAGGAUGGGGUCCAGCUGGGACGACUUUUUGUAGGGGUGGCUGUUCAUGAGACCUUGGCCGCUGUGGCUCUCGGUAUCAGUGUGGCUAAAGCAGGCCUGCCCAUGCGGGACGCUAGCAAGCUCGGGGUCACCGUCAGCCUCAUGAUCCCUCUGGGAAUAGGGCUGGGGAUGGGCAUCGAGAGUGCCCACAGCCUGGCUGGGGACAUCGCUUCUGUCGUGCUCCAAGGCUUGGCCGCUGGCACCUUCCUCUUUGUCACCUUCUUCGAAAUACUGUCCCAUGAGCUUGAGGACAAGCAUGACCGUCUACUCAAGGUGCUCUUCCUCAUUUUGGGAUACGGUGUGCUUGCAGGCCUCGUCUUCAUAAAAUAGCGCCCCCUGGUGGCGGGGAGGGGGUAAGCCUAAGCGAGGUGCUGAGGUACUCCAAUGAGGCUGUUAAUUAACCAGCAUUUCUGAAAGCUAAGACUGGUAGUAAUCUGAUAAAGGUCACGCCAGCAGCCUUCCCUGGAUCCUUUCACCAUUGUCUGUUAUUGUGGUUACCUGCUGACUUGGCCGAUUCAGUUCCAAAUGAAGGACCUGUCACUGUUCGAAUACCUGAUGUAGUUUACAAAGGGGCAGCUGUGCCCGAUGCUCACUUUUAUUUAUUAAAUGAUGCAGAAUUAUAAA